AUGUCUCAUGUAAGUGAAAUGUGGUGCUAUCACUGGAAAUGGAAGCUGCAGCACUGUCUCUGCUUGUUUACCACAUAUAUUAUAUGCAUGCAGCAAGCAGCUCACGGAUGCUAUGACUGUAGGACCGUGCUAACUGACCCCUCUGGAGUUUUCACUUCUCCGUGCUUCCCCAGUGAUUAUCCCAACAGCCAAGCGUGCAAGUGGAUCAUCCGAGCACCUCAUGGAUUCAUCAUACAGCUAACAUUUAUCGAUUUUGACAUUGAAGAAGCUCCGGGCUGCAUUUACGAUUCACUGACACUAGACAAUGGAGAAAGCCCAAUGAACCUUUGUGGCAUCACUGCCAAAGGAUUAUCCUACAACUCUACCGGAAAUGAAAUGAUCGUGUCAUUUAAAAGCGACUUCAGUAUCCAAAAGAAAGGUUUUAAUGCCAGCUAUGUACGAAUCGCCGUGUCUCUGAGGAAUCAGAAAGUCGUCAUUCCCCAGGUUCCCGACGUCGAUGCUGUGUCCGUGGCAGAGACUGUCUCAGUGCCAGAGCUUAGCCAGUUUACACUCUGCUUUGAAGCAACCAAGGGCAGCAGUGAUGACAACGAUGACUGGAAGGUUUUCUCCUACACUGAUGCGCUGUCGACAGAAUUCUUCAGCUUCGGGAAGACCACAAAAGGCCAUUUUCUGUCCAUGUCAGGCACGCAGUGCGUCCUUGAGAAUGCAUUGCCCCGAAAUGCGGAGUUUUUCACGGGAACCUUUCAACAGCUCUGUGUCGUAGGGGAUAGCUUCUCGGGCAGUAUAGGUAUAUAUGCCAAAAGCACCUAUCAUAUAGUGUACUGUCCGGGUAUCUUUGGCAAAGUUAUCCCUGGAAACGGGAGGCUGGUGCUGGGCUCUAACAGCAAUGAAGUGAGCUCUCUAAAUGGAGACAUUUACAACUUCCGCCUCUGGAAUUUCACCAUGAAUGCGCAAACACUGGCCAACCUCAGCUGCGAUGUGAAAGGAAACAUUGUAGACUGGGAAAAUGAAUUCUGGAGUAUUCCAACUUCAGCACUGAAAGCAGAAAACAAUUUGAGUUGUGGCUCAUACCUAAUUCCCUCUUCUACAAUUGAACCAACCAGUUGUGCAAACCUGGGAAGCCUUUGCCAAGCUACUGUAAAUGCUACUACUCCUACACCACCCACUGUCACCACUAACAUGCCCGAUACUAAUAGAAACGAUAAGCCAAACAAUGACCUGCAGGAAUUCAGACUUCCUGCUACAGUUAUCUUCAGAAUGAAGAGAAAUUCACCUGAAUCCUCCCACUCACGACCCCAGAGGCAGCAAGAGUCUAAGAUAGAAGGGGUCAAAAGCAUAGGAAUUAUCUCAACCCCAAUUAUUUGGCCAGUGAAACACAGGCCUCUCCAUUUCAGUAAAAACUCAGCAGAUGAGAACCCAGAGAGAAGAACCACGUACAGCUUGUUUCUUCCAACUGUGUCCACAUCAGCUGCUUCUGAGGAGACCGGCAAUGAUACCUUGGCUGCCUUUACAGAACAAAUCGACUUAGACAAUACUGUAAUGAAUUGGUUACCAAAUGAAAAUACUUCGAAUGGUUCUAGAAGUUCGUUUGAUGGCACUUCUGAUGCAGCAGAUGCUGUUACAGAGCCUUCUGUGAAUGCAGCAGUUCCUCUUCUUCAAAACAGAAGUCCUAAUGCAGAGCUAGCACUGACUCUGGCAGAUGGGCUAGAUCGUUCGGACUCUGAGUCAGCGUUCCGCUCUCCCCUCAGCAGCAGCAGCACUGCUUACGAACACAAAAAAGAAGCCACGUGGAUUUCGUCCUCCAACAGCAGCUCAACCGAUUUCAUGCAUAUAAGCGAUGUCUUGGAGCCUGAGCGUUGGAGUGAGACUGCGUUCCAUCAUCAUAUCACCUCUGACAUUCAAGAAGACAGACAUCAUUCUCUUUCUAGCUUAUCUAUAUCACCUGCAGAGGAGAAAUCAUCAUUCCAAAAAAGUAGGCUAGAUUUACUAGACUUCACACCUGAAAAUUUUUACCUGCAAAUGGUAGAAGGCGAUGCUGAUAGGAAAUAUUUUUCUAUGUUAGCAGCAAACAGUGAAUUUCAGUUUAGAAAAUCCGCGCACAUUAAAGAACAUCAUUCAGGAGGCAUUACAAAUUUAACCUCUGUGGAGACUCCACGUGCAAACCCAACAACUUUUUUUCAAAACGUGAAAAAAACAUACACAAAAUUUAUGCCUGACAUCCAACCGACAAAUUCAGUCCUAGGACAUAGUGGAGAACCACUAACAUUUUCAGCACUUCUGGUAGGAACAGGUUGGACAAGCUCAGCAUUUAAGCAGGUUGUAACAACGACCCUGCCUGUUUAUCAACAGUCGUUGACUGACGUAUAUUUGGAAAGUGACAGCAUAUUUAUAUCUAAUAGCAAUUACUGGUCUCAUUAUUUAAAACGUUCAGUAUAUUUUCAAAAGCCAAGUGAGACCCUCAGAAAUGGAGUACUGGAGAACAAUUUAGAUGCAUUUCAUGACAGUAGUCAAAAUGAAGAAUCAGCUUUUUCCAUAUUAGAGCCAGAGAACACUAAUAGAGUUGGCAACUCCUGGGACUCAGGUUACUUGGAUUUUCCAACAAAAUAUGUAGAUAUUGCCCCGUCUUUAAGAGCAAGUUUCUGGACCGUUUCCUAUCAUUUGAAAGAAGCAUCUCAAGUGUUUUCUGGGGAGCCAUCAGAAAAUUGGUGGCUCUCAUUUAAUAAACUGCUUUCUUCCCCAACAGAGAGAUUGCCAUCCUUUAGUUCACCUGCUAAGUCUGACAGUAUGUCUGAACAAACAUCUGCCAUUAGAUUGUUAGGUCCCAGGGCUGAAGAAAUGAACUUCUCUAGUCAUGCAUCAGCUUUGCAAACACAAAUCUUUAGUUCAUUUAUUCCAGGCCUUUCAAAGAGAAUUUCAAAAAGUAAUGGCAGGACAAUAUCACAGUUCCAGUCAACAGUGAACUUUGCAAACCUAACCGUGUCUUCCAACAGUGAAUUUUAUUUUGAUUUUGAUUUUCCUUCCCUGGAAGCACCUUUGAGUCAACCCUCUGUACAGGUACAGGUAAGUGCCUUUGAUAAGGUACUUGAAAACUCCACAGAAAAACUAAUGAUAUUUGAUAGUUUGCAUAUGCAAAUUGGAACUGACAUAGUAAGUGAUCAAACCAACAUGACCUUCCUAAACAAUAGGCAGCAGCUUGUUUCUGUCCUUCCAACACAUUCAGGAAGCCAGCCUUCAUGUUCAAGGGAUAGCCAAGCUUCUUUCUUGAUCAAUACACCAGUUAAGAGUUUGGUAAACAGUACAAAAACACAUGGAUCACCGCAGUCUCAAAGUCUUUCAGCGAAUGAUGCUAUAACAAAUACUAUUGAUAAAGCAAGAAGUAAAGUUCAGAUAGAUGCAGGUGUUUUUUUAAAAAACAUCAGUUCGAUGAGUUCUGACUUCCUUCCACUGACAUUGUCUUUGGAAUUAAGGCACCUUCUUCAUUCAGACUCAAAAUUCAGAGUCAGUGUACCUCCUAACAGCUACUCGACACAUCCACUCCCACAAAGUUUUCAGAACCAUCGUGAUACAAUUUCUCCAACCCUGAUUCCUCAGUGGGGUGUAGCAGAGUUAAGCUUGCCAACAACAGUAACACCAAGAAGUCAUCUAAUUGUUUUAGGACAAAACUACAUUGAAAAUCAAGAGGACAAUCUGAGAUAUUCUCUAUGGGCAGUAAAAGAAGAAAUCAUUGGUGAUAAUGAAGACAUAAGGAAUUCUGCUGUUCUGACAUCAACAAACAUAUUGAGGCUUUCCGAAUGGGAUUCAGAAGGAGAGGUGUAUGGAUCCUUUAGCAAGCACAGAGAAGGAAUGUCUUCUCUGAAUAUUGUUAGUACUCACGCCUUGGAUUUUGAAAAUGCUGAUAAUGGACGUUUUGCAAAUCUCUCUUCUAUUCUGGAAUUGUCAAGAACUGAAAUAAUGAAUGAUGCGAUACCUUUGCCAUCUUCCUAUAGUGGAGUUAUUAUUCAGCACAAAGAGACCAUCUUGAACAGCACUCUGACGACACCUGGAGCAACAAUCCAUCACUCUUUCAUGCAGUCCCAAAUGCCAGUUUCUUCU
Molecule: messenger RNA, 4092 nt
Organism: Fulmarus glacialis (Northern fulmar)
Lineage: Eukaryota; Metazoa; Chordata; Aves; Procellariiformes; Procellariidae
Exons: 6
Molecular function (GO): serine-type endopeptidase activity
Source: RefSeq, a predicted model, not a curated record